AGCCGAAAGAGCAUCCUCUUACAGAACAAGUUGAUGAUGAGAGGAACUAUGGAAUGGCCAGCAGAGAAACACAUGAUGAAUAACAACCCAGAAGAUAAAUCUGAGAACAACACCAUAAAGGUCUCCUUGGAUGCACUGCCAUCAGGUAAUAGUGCUCCAGGGCCCAGUCCUGCGUUUUUGGCUGCACUGACUUCUUUGGUUGAACACACCGAUCACAUGCUUUUGCCUCACUUUUUACAUCAGAUAGCAGAAGCUUAUUAUCUUGAAGAGGACUAUCAGUGGGCAGUUCAGUUCCUUCAUUUGGAGAUGCUAUACCACGAGAGACUGCUUUCAAACUUGGCCUCUAUGCAGAAGGACUGGGAAUCCCGAUGGAAGAUUGUCUCUCAAGCCAAAAAGUGUUCUUCUGUGAAGAUCCACUGUACUGAGACUGAAACAAAGUGCAUGAACUCUCUGAAUCACAUCUGCCGAACACACCAGAGACCUAAUCGCAGUGUGGAAAAGCAGGUAACCAAGGAGAGCAUUACAGUUCAACAAACAAGUACAGGAACUCCUUUUAAAAUGAAGGAGUGGACAGAACUGCUACAGAGUGACCCAGAAGAGGAAAAUGAGGAUGAAGAAGAGGACAGAGAGGAGGCUCUGGAGGCUGAAAGUUUGAAGGAGGUGGUACAGGAGGAGGUGGCCAGAAGACAGCAGUUAUCUGGGGAAGAACUGACUGAACUCAUUGAAGUUGAGGAGACCUUUCCUUCCAAUGGUCUCAUCUCCAUCCUGAAGAAGAGAGCAUAUCCAGAAGAAUCUAGUUAUGUCAAUCCUUCUCCACCCAGAAGCUCCUCCAAAUUGAAAGUCCGCUUCAGUGAAACGGAUACCUUACUGGACAACGAUGAAGUGAGUGAAGACUCCUGUUUGUUCUUCCUUCUCCUGUGCCUGGUAACGGUGAUCAUCAGUAUGGGCAGUACCAUGCUCUACUGCUUCCUGGGUGGAGCUUAUUCUAAUAUCUGCACUGAUUUCUCACACAACAUGGACUUUUAUUUUGGAUUUGUACACCAAGUAGUGGACACUUUCACAUACUGGUUCAUUCCAGCAGCAUCAUAGCCCUGUUGGACUGAUAACACACUUCUGUUUUUCCUUCAUCUGGUCUGUUUUCAUUCUCAAACAGCAGAAACAAUGGAUACCUCUUUAUGGUGUGAUAUGCACAGACAAAAUGGACUGAGCUUCCACUAUACACAAAUAUAUGUUGUACUCAGAUAUAUUCACACUAUAUACUAUAUAUUGUGUAGAAUUCACAUUAUAGUCACAUCCGAUUAACUAAUCCUAUGCACUGACAGCUUGCUUCACCAGUUCUAUUUUAUUUCUAUUGGUUUUUAGAAAGAAACAACAUUCCUUAAUUAUGUAUUGGCAAAUUUUUUAGUGCACAACUUGACAAUUUUAUCACUAUGGAAUUUGCUUGCUUAUAAAUCUUAACCUUGUUUUGUAUUCAGACAAUAUUUCAUGCUCACAAUAUUUUAUUAUUUACAGCUGCACACAUCUGGAAAUUUCACUGUGCUAAACAGUACAUCUACUUGUAUAGAUACAACAAAUGGAUAAUUUUCCUUCAGGUUUACACAUGAUGUGUAAGAAUAAGGUUUGAUUUGCUACAACAGAGAACCACCAGCACAGGUCCAGAUGAAAAACAGUCUUAUGUGUUCUGGCUUUACUGUUUAGAGAAUCUGUUUGAUAAUUUGUACAUAAUUAUGGCUAGAUUCAUUUGUGUCAAACACUGAAAUGUAUCUUUGUAUUUUUUUUUCAUAUUCUGGACUUGAGCUAUGUAUAUUCGCUGUCACAUUCUUAAAAGUCUGUCUGAAAAAGAUGCUUUCAUUAAGUGUGCCCUCAUUCACACAGACAUAAAGUGAACUGUAUAAAUGUAUAUAAUCCUUCAUGCUAAAUACAUACAAAUAUGAAUAUAAAUACAGGCAAAACUGAAAUCACUGAUACCCAUAAAGUGCAAACAUUAUGUAUAAAAUCCAACAUAUAACAUAGUGAUUCAAAUUGUCCUCUGUUCUUGGGGGGAGGGUGAUCUUUUCUACUUCUUUCCUCUAGAGUAUCACAGCUGUUAAACAGUGCUCAAACCAGAUAUACGUAUCUAGUGAUAGCACAUGUGAGCAGAAACUAAGCCCAUGUUUACAUUAGACCGUAUCAGCGGAUCAUCAGAUUAACGUUUUUAAAACGAUUAGUGUGCACACAGCAACACCAAUACACGAUUUGCGUG
Messenger RNA from Neoarius graeffei (lesser salmon catfish), 2242 nucleotides. RefSeq names its product consortin, connexin sorting protein b (gene cnstb). The record is from RefSeq and is a predicted model, not a curated record. Bases 34 to 1089 code for a protein of 351 amino acids. Gene Ontology annotation, molecular function: connexin binding. Gene Ontology annotation, biological process: positive regulation of Golgi to plasma membrane protein transport. Gene Ontology annotation, cellular component: transport vesicle; plasma membrane; trans-Golgi network. Lineage: Eukaryota; Metazoa; Chordata; Actinopteri; Siluriformes; Ariidae. The transcript is spliced from 10 exons.